AAAGGUUUCCUGGUGAAGAAGCCCAUAACAAAGUGUGUAUGUAAUAGCAAAGAAAAGGUCACUUCUGAAAUGUUACCUAUUUUCACCUUCCAGGCUGCAUUGUGUGCACUUGUUAUUCUUGAAGCUCACAGUGAUGUGACAACGAUAGAUGGGAGAGUGUGCGACUAUGUUAUUUUUGACCUUGACUAUCCCCAAUUGGAGGAGCCUUUUCAGAUCAUCUGGCACAAGGGAAAUAUGUCCUCGCAGCGCUGGAUGCAUGGCAACAUCGGGCAUGGCCAGCACAUUCGUGUCUUUCCUAAUGGGACGUUGGGGCUCCGCGUGACUGGGAAAGAGGAUGCAGGAUGGUACACGGCCACGGUGUGCAACAGCUCUCAGCAUUGUCUCUACCAAAGAAAAUUUCAGCUACGUGUGCAUGGGCACCUUGUCAGAGGGCUUGUAGGUGACUGUGUUACUUUUGACCUGAACUGCCUGCAAUCAGCUGGGUACAUCCAUGUCAUCUGGAAGAAAGACAACCAGCGAGUGGCCAAGACAAGACAAGCAGCAAAUGCCCCCACAAUCUACUGCAAAAGAGCCUAUGUGUUCCCCAAUGGCAGCUUGAGCCGUUGCCCCACGCAAUGGGGGGAUGAGGGAGAGUAUGUGGCAGAAGUAUUUGAUGAGGAUGGUGUGCAUUUGUGUCAGGAAACUUUUAACCUGGAACUGAACAGAGUGGAAACAUUUAAAGAAAUCACAGAACUUACUGGUGGAUCACUGUUCUUGAAUCUGACAGAGACAAUGCUGGAACACUUCUUCCAGGUAUUCUGGAAAAAAGAAAACACAGAAAUUGCUUGGACAAAUGGCUCUUGGCUUUGGUACCAUGAGAAAUAUGUUAACAGGUCUGAGAUUGUGUCUAAUUACAGUCUCAGACUAGACAGGAUUCAGGAACAUGACCAUGGCAGAUAUUCUAUAGAAGUGAAUGAUAGAGAUGGGAGAACCAUAUAUGAAUGCAUCGCUUAUGUGAAAGUUGUAUCACCAGGAGUUGUAAUUAUAACUGUCUUGGUUGCGCUGAUAUGGCAUUUUCAGAAGCGCAAAGAUAAGUCAGUUUGGAUCACAGUACCAAGGAUUCGAUAUGCAAGCUUGAUACUUAUAGAUGAGAGAGACAGUCCUGAUGAACGUGAAGAAAGGGAUGAAAACAGUCCUUGUUCACAAAAUGAUGAAAAUCCUAGCGUGCAGGGACUAGAUGGUACGAACUCCACUAAGCAAAGGAGUAAAGAUUUGCUGAGAACCAACAAAGAGGCUAACCCUGCAACAGCUGACAAGGUGACAUAUUUUUCUAUCUUCGAAUUUCAAGAUGGAGAAAGACUGAAGCUGCUAGGGCUCAAAGGUAUGAAAGCUGUAAAGUCUCCUGCUUCAGAUAAUGAAUGUGUGCUGCCCCAGACAUUGAGACCACCACCCAUCCAGAAUUUGAGCACUGCAGUCCUCCAGGAUUUGAGGACUGGCUUCCACCAGGUUUUGAUUGCUCCAUUACCCCAGCAUUUGAUGGCUGUGCCUGCAGAAUUCAAUUACUGCACUCCUCCAGGAUUUGAGAACUUGAAGGACGACUAUGUUAUUUUGUAUAAUUCAGACUAUGUGCCUUCAGGAUCCACAGAGUCUUGGAAAUGUAGUGAAGGAGACAGGUCCUCUCAGUAUGCUUUGUUCAAGAAGAGCACAAGAGGACUCCCAGAAGACAAGUCUGGAGAUUCAGUCUUCGAGGAGAACCCAUGA
Grus americana (Whooping crane) is the source of this 1740-nucleotide messenger RNA. RefSeq lists its product as uncharacterized. The coding region runs from base 70 to 1740 and encodes 556 amino acids. The record is from RefSeq and is a predicted model, not a curated record. The transcript has 9 exons. NCBI's taxonomy places the organism in Eukaryota, Metazoa, Chordata, Aves, Gruiformes, Gruidae.